Messenger RNA from Sclerotinia sclerotiorum 1980 UF-70, 1542 nucleotides. RefSeq lists its product as hypothetical. Bases 1 to 1542 code for a protein of 513 amino acids. The transcript has 3 exons. NCBI's taxonomy places the organism in Eukaryota, Fungi, Ascomycota, Leotiomycetes, Helotiales, Sclerotiniaceae. The record is from RefSeq and is a predicted model, not a curated record. Gene Ontology annotation, biological process: tRNA dihydrouridine synthesis. Gene Ontology annotation, molecular function: tRNA dihydrouridine synthase activity; flavin adenine dinucleotide binding. Gene Ontology annotation, cellular component: cytoplasm.
AUGUCCACUUGGACUUUUGCGCAUGACAUUGAUCGUAGUCAAUAUACAUGGCGUAGUAGGGAAAGAGGUGGGUGGCAAUACUUCCUAGAAGAUAGCCAUGCAGCUUCUGUGAUUGGCUACUCCACACAAUCCUUAUCUAUCACGUGUCAACUGAUAGUGGAACUAUUUUUCCGAAUUUAUGACAAGCGUUAUUUUUCUUUCCCACGAUUCGACACAAUAAUCUGUGAAUACAAUGUUAUGCAACGUCUCACAUCUUUUAUCAUGACCUCAAUCCCCAAGAAAGUUCCUAUUCCUAGGAAAGGUGUGGACUAUAGGGGCAAGAUAGUACUUGCUCCUAUGGUGAGAUCCGGCGAACUUCCUUCACGUUUACUUGCUCUUCACUAUGGAGCAGAUUUGGUAUGGGGCCCCGAGACGGUUGAUCGAUCCAUGAUUGGAACAACACGAAAAGUGAACACCGCCCUUAAUACAAUCGAUUUUACGCGGCUCCCUUCUCAAGGACAUAAAGAAAAGAAUGCAAAUCUGAAUGAAAGCCUCAUAUUCCGCCUCCAUCCAGAACUCGAAGGCAAAAAACUCAUAUUUCAAAUCGGCACAUCCGAUCCAGAAAAAGCAGUCCAAUGUGCGCGCAUGGUGGCCGCAGACGUUGCGGGCAUUGAUGUAAAUGCAGGAUGUCCGAAACCAUUCAGUACAAGUGGCGGUAUGGGGGCAGCACUUCUACAAACCCCAGAUAAAUUAUGCGCUAUUCUCGAAGCUUUAGUCAAGGAAAUUGUACCAGAAUUUGAAAUUGGAAUAAGUGUGAAGAUACGGUUAUUGGAAACUCCUGAGAGGACUGAGGCUCUGGUACGAAAGCUUUGUGCUACUGGUAUUACAGGCCUCACUAUCCAUUGUCGAACUACGCCAAUGCGUCCAAGGGAAAGAGCCAUCCGAGGGCAACUUAAGAUGAUCGCGGAUAUCUGUCGUGAGAGUGGUAUCGCUUGUUUGAUGAAUGGAGACGUAGAAAAUAGAGAUCAGGCCUUAAAAUUGGCCGAAGAAUAUGGUACAAAUGGUGCUAUGAUUGCUGUGGCAGCCGAAGCAAAUUCAAGUUGCUUUAGAAGUGAAGCUGAUGGUGGCUUGGCACCAUGGGAAGAGGUGGUUCUCCAGUAUAUGAAGUUCAGUCUGGACAUGGAGAACAGGUUCGGAAAUACGAAAUAUCUAUUAAACCACCUGAUACCAGGAAAAUCUCCAAUAUAUCGGGCCAUUCAGCAGUCCAAAAACUACCAGCAGUUAUGCGACCAUUUAGGUCAUAAAAGUUUACUCGAACAGGCAAUAGAUGUGGACGAGAAAAUCGGAAUCUCUGAUAAACAGGUCGAGGAGCACAAACUCAAACAAGCACAAGCAAAGGCAGAAGCAAAGGCAGCAAAGAAGAAAAGAAAGAAUGAGGAGGAGGACGGAGGGGAACAAAAGAAAAUUCGAAGUCUUGAAAAUCCUGCCCAAUCCUCGACUUUGACGGAGACGGAAAGCGCACCUUUGACUGAACUCAAACCAGAGAUGACAAUUAGUGCUUAG